This is a messenger RNA of Rhododendron vialii, 1705 nucleotides long. Its product is annotated as F-box protein At1g10780. Gene Ontology annotation, molecular function: protein binding. Lineage: Eukaryota; Viridiplantae; Streptophyta; Magnoliopsida; Ericales; Ericaceae. Bases 215 to 1474 code for a protein of 419 amino acids. The record is from RefSeq and is a predicted model, not a curated record. The transcript has 4 exons.
UUGAAAAGCCCUCAUUCAACCCGGUUCUUUUGUAUAGCGCGCCCUCUCUACUUUCACUCUCUCUUCCAUACAUAAAAUAAGGAGAGAGAGAGAGAGAGAGAGAGAGAGAGAGAGAGAGAGAACUGUGAAGCAAAGAAGAAGAAGAAGAAGCUUAAUAAAUCUCUCUCCGUCUCUUGGCCAUUUCUCUGCAAUUGCAUAACCAAUCUUCAUCAGAAUGGACUCACUGCCUGAUGCAAUCAUCCAGUACAUUUUGUCAAACAUGGGCAAUGCCAAGGAUGUGGCAUCGUGCACUUGCGUUUCCAAGCGAUGGAAAGACUCGAUGCAUUAUCUUAAGGCCCUCUACUUCCCUCGCAACCUUAACGAUAACCUAACUGGUGACCACACUUCUGAAAGCAUCGUGAGGCAAAUGGUGUCCUCAGUUUUCCGACUAGAAGAGCUGGUGGUUUAUUGCCCUUUCACUAGCUCCGGCCUUUCUUCAUGGCUGUCUCUCCAAGGAUUAUCCCUCAAGUACCUUGAGCUCCGAAUGGACAAUCUUUUCGAACAGCAGAUUUGUAACGACAACAAUUCAAAACUGGACUGUAUUGGAGCCGCUUGGAAUUUGGAGUCACUGAAACUUUGGGGUGUCCUUAUGAUCCACUCCCCAAAAUGGAAUACUUUUCAGAAGCUUAGGAAUCUUGAAAUAGUUGGUGCGCGGUUGGAGGACCCCGCUUUGUCUAAUGUACUGAAAGCAUGCCCUAAUUUGACCCAUUUAUCCUUGCUUGCAUGCGAGGGGUUGAGGUCUGUUUCAAUUGAGCUGCCUCAGCUAGAGCAGUGCAAGCUGGAUUUUUAUGGUUUGGGAAACAGUUCGCUUUCUGUCGUCUCUCCAAAGCUUGAAUUGCUUGAAGUGCAAGGGUGCAGUUGGAUUAGGGUUCCUGAGACCAAAUGCUUGAGGAACCUUUCCAUUGCCAAUAAUUCUGGGAGAGUUUACAUGGUGGAUUUUGAGAAACUUGUGGCUCUUGAAUUCUUGUCCAUCAGAGGGGUCCAGUGGUGUUGGGAUGCAAUAAGCAAAGUGCUUCAACUGGCGAGUGAGGUGAAGCAUCUCUAUAUGAAGGUGGAAUUCACUGGGGAUUUUGAUGCCCUUCUGCCAUUUCCAGAGAUUGAUUUUGUAGACUUCUUUAACACCCAUCCCAAGCUGCAAAAAUUCGAUAUGCAUGGUGCCAUGUUUGCUGCUCUUUGCCAGAAAAACAGCUUGAAAAAUGUGGAUUCGAGAUUUGUGAUUCCAUGCCUUGAGGAGACAGUGAUCACAGUGAGAUCGCCAUUAAAUGCUGAGCAGAAGAUGAAUACUCUUGAAUCGAUGGUGAAGUAUGGCAAGAAUUUGAAGAAGAUGACUGUAAGGAUACUUGAUAUGAAGAGCAGCCAUAGCAGUGCAGAUGAUUUCUUCCAGGAGAUUUGCAGGUUUAGAUGCUUGAACCGCAAGAUUGUUUCAAUAGAAUAAAGGCUCAGGGGAGUGAGCACUUUCCCCUUGAUCUAAUCCAAAUCAUUCUUGUUUCUUGUAUUCCAUUGAGUCAGUGACUGCCUAAAAUUCUGAUGUUCUUGACAAAUGUUGGACCAUUCUUUAACUGUUUAACAAUCAACCUCAUGAAUAUUUUUGCUUUCUAUUUAGCCCCUCAUUUGGGUUAAGCUGUUGCUGUGUUUGGGAAGUGAUAAUAAUAUGAUUUUGAGCUGA